This is a messenger RNA of Prinia subflava (tawny-flanked prinia), 3984 nucleotides long. It is a transcript of the gene ALG1, whose product is annotated as ALG1 chitobiosyldiphosphodolichol beta-mannosyltransferase. The record is from RefSeq and is a predicted model, not a curated record. NCBI's taxonomy places the organism in Eukaryota, Metazoa, Chordata, Aves, Passeriformes, Cisticolidae. The transcript is spliced from 13 exons. The coding region runs from base 406 to 1815 and encodes 469 amino acids. Gene Ontology annotation, molecular function: mannosyltransferase activity. Gene Ontology annotation, cellular component: endoplasmic reticulum.
UGCAGAUGUUGAAGGGAUUUAGUACCUAGUAGGAUCAGGGAUUGAGACAAUAAACUGAGGGGCAGCACAGAAAUAUGCGGAGUAUUAACUCAGAUCCAGAGAAGAUACAGUUAGAAUUUACCUGAAUUCGAACUAAAAGCACAGGCAAUGGAUGGUAAUGGGGCUGCACUGAAAUCACCCCUGACACCCCUGAUACUCUAAAAUUUACCAGAGAACCCCACACUGCGGACGAGUGUCCAGUGCCGCUGUAAUCAAUUAACCCGUCGCUAUUGCUGUAAUUAAUUAGCCAUUCUCUCGGUAAUUGCCCCGCUCCCGCCGCCUGUCCGGGGUCCCCUCAGAGCGCGGCCCCUCCGCGCCGCCAGGGGGCGCGCGCGCCGCGCCUUUCCCGCCUCGCCGGCGUCCAAGAUGGCGGCCCCGGGGCCGUGGUUGUGGCCGGGGCCGUGGCCGGCGGUGACGGGCGCUGUGGCGGCUCUGCUCUUUCUGCUGCUGUGGCGGCGGCGGCGGCGGGCGGGCGGCGCGGGCCGGGUGUGCGUGGCCGUGCUGGGGGACCUGGGCCGCAGCCCGCGGAUGCAGUACCACGCGCUGGCGCUGGCCCGGCACGGGCGCGAGGUCGCUCUGCUGGGCUACCUCCAGACCCGGCCGCACCGGGACGUGCUGAGCAGCGAGAACAUCCGGCUGGUGCCCGUGGCGGAGCUGCGCGGGCUGCGAGUGGGUCCAAAGCUUUUCCAGUAUGUCCUAAAGGUGCUCGUGCAGUCAGUGCAGUUACUGUACACAUUGCUGAGGAUAGAUCAGCCAUCCUAUAUUCUUCUUCAGAAUCCCCCAGGCUUACCCAGUAUAGCUGUUGCCUGGGUGGCAGGGCUGUGGUGGGGCAGCAAACUCAUCAUUGAUUGGCACAACUAUGGAUACACCAUCAUGGGCCUGAGUCACGGGAGGAGCCACCCACUGGUCCUCAUUGCAAAAUGGUAUGAAAAGCUUUUUGGGCGCUUGUCUGACUUUAACCUGUGUGUCACUGAUGCCAUGAAAAAAGAUCUCUGGGUGAAUUUCAAGAUAAAGGCUGUCACGUUGUAUGACAAACCAGCAUCUUAUUUUAAGGAAACACCAUUAGACCUCCAACACAACUUGUACAUGAAACUUGCCAAGGACUACGAGCCUUUCAAACCACGAGCUGGCAGUCCCAGUGCUGACAGAUCGGCCUUCACAGAGAGGGAUGGCACAAGUGGGAACGUGGUGAAGAGCAGGGGCCGGCCAGCCCUUCUCAUCAGCAGCACCAGCUGGACAGAGGAUGAAGACUUCUCAGUCCUUUUAAAAGCUCUAGAAGAUUAUGAGAGGUUUAUCAAGGAGGGAGCCAAGCUUCCAGCUUUAGUGUGUGUGAUAACAGGUAAAGGACCUCUAAAAGAUUACUACAAUGGACUGAUCCAAAACCUGCACUUUAAGCAUAUCCAGAUCUGUACACCGUGGCUGGAAGCUGAGGAUUAUCCUCUUCUGCUUGGCUCAGCAGACCUGGGGGUGUGUCUCCAUAAAUCCUCCAGUGGUUUGGAUCUGCCCAUGAAGGUGGUGGAUAUGUUUGGCUGCUGUUUACCUGUGUGUGCAAUACAUUUUGAAUGUUUACAUGAACUGGUGAAACACAAUGAGAACGGUCUGAUAUUCAGGGACUCGAAGGAACUCGCAGAACAACUGAAGAUGCUUUUCUUGGAUUUUGCUACCUUAGAAGGGAAACUUCACAGCUUCCGAGAGAACCUGCGAGCGUCCCGGCAGCUGCGCUGGGACCAGAGCUGGGACCAGACUGUCCUUCCCUUGCUGGGGAACAAGGAAUGACUGGGGGGAAGGAGGGUGUCAGACACAUUCCUGCAGCUGCAGAGAUUUGGGAAACAGUAAAUAAACACUUUGUAUUGUCUGCACUUACAGUUUCUAAAUCCUUUGUCUUGCAAUGGGGCUCUCACACUCUUCCUUUACAGUUUAAGCUUCCUGAUAAGAGGUGCUGAAGGUGCUGAGGCAGUUUGUUGUCUGAGAACCUGUGCUGCUUGAAGAUCCCUUUUUGUGAAGAUCAUUGAAUACAGAAACUCUUACCAGCUUUACCUCCUGUACAGUCAGCACUUUAGUAUUUGGGUGUGGAUGUUGGCAUAUGGCAGAUGCUUUUGAGUUCUUUCAUUUCAGCUGGUCAGUUCAUUUCAACUUCAUUAACUUGGCCAGUUAAUUGCCCAAGCACUGAGUAUCCUCCUGUGUGGUUUUAUUGGGACAGAACCAUUUUGUUUCCAAGUUGUUUUUCCUUUUGACAGUGUGUGCAGGAGUGUGGAAGCACAGCACUGGUGUGUGACAGCUCCACUGAGCACUUAGAGCAAAGCAGAGCCUGCAGUGAGUGUUCUCCUUGUACUCUGAAGUGAAUGUGCCCAUUUAUCUUGGGAAAGAACAUAAAAUUCAUCUCUUCUUGAACAGAUGAACAGAAAAGGCAGAAAUAAACACAAAAUAUAUGAAAAAAGUAUGUAUAACUUAGUCAAAAGGCACUUUGCUUUGUGAGUCCUUACUCAGGUAUAGCCUUCAGCUUUUUAUUAAGCUCAGUAUUCACAUGCAAGCCUAAUACUUACAAGAUUUUUUAAUCACCUUUUUGAUGAUAAAACAAAUGUCAGUCAUUGGUAAAUGUGCUUGGUUUGGACUUGUUCACUGCUCCUCGGAGCUCCUGCUUCAGGGUGGGAGGUGGACAGUGGGUUCUGCACCAGCAGUUUCAAACUCUGACUGAGCAACUAUUGACUGACUGCCUUUGUCAAAAGAGAAAGGGUGAAAAUAGAGUCAGGUUGCUUUACUGCAGGAAUUUGGCAGACUUCCAGCUUGUUGAUUGAAGAAUGAUCCAUAAAGAUUGAUUUACCAAUUUUUUGGUGGGUUUUUUCGCUGUUCUCAGUCAAAAUCCUGUCUAGGGGUUUGGCCAUUCCUGUGCACAUGGAGGUAAAUCAGGCACUUCUCUAAUUAAACAGUAAUGCUAAAGGCUUUAGAGAGGUUUCCUCUUCCUCUAAUAGAACUUUUUGGAUCUGAAAUGAGCUCUGUACAGAACCUUUGAAUUUUGUGUAAUGGGAGAUAAAGGAGCUCCUGUGUGUGCUGCCAGUUUGAGUUUACUCUGGAAAUAACACCUUUGAGUUCUUUCUUUUUGGGUGCAGGGAACCAGAAUCUGGACUGGGGUUACUUCUGCUUGAUCCCAACAGUCCUGGUCUCCUUUAGCUUGAAGAAGAUUCUUCAGGUUUCCAGUUAGGUAUCAUCAGUUUUCUCUCCAUUGCUACAGAAGGAGGAGGCUGAAGUUUUUUCAUUUCCUUCUAAGUAGUUUAUAAUAGAGAAAAGGAAGUCAAAAGAGGAGAAUGAGCAGCACUUUGAUUUUUCUGCUUCAGGGCCAAUGCUGCCCAUCAGAAUGAUUAAUGGAUGAAGGAAAGUUUCAGAGCAGGGGAGCUCAGUCCUUCCUCUUUGCAGGAUACCUGGGGCAUUGCUAUGGGGAGUGAUUCCUUUUUCAUUCCCAGCCCAGCCUGGGGGAGGGAUUCCCGGCAGCCACUGUGGAAUUGGCAGGCCUUAUGUAAGAGAAAGAGACAUCAAUUCAGAAUUGGCAUCGCUGCAGAGUAAAGAUGCACCUGAUUCACAGCAGAGUCUGGGACCUGCUCUUCAGCAGUCACCCUGGGACACAACGACAGGAAUUAGUCACUGUUUUAUUGGGGGGUUUUAAGCUAACCCAAACUGCAAGUAUAUACAGACAGAAAAGACCAGAGUAGACAAUUACAGCUGGUUUUAGUAUCAAACAUUAGUAUCUGAAACAUUAUUUUGCUCCCUUGUCCAUGUGAGAUCCUCAUCCUGUGAUCCUGCAGGUUGCCUCCAAUACUUACAAAUCACAACACACUUGGAAAAAACUCCCACUUGAAUUCUGUUGUAUUCUACAGAAUCUAAACAAAAUGUGAUUGGGGCUUUUUUGUUUCUGUUGCUUGAGGUUCAGUCACUCCCCAGGGGCAGCAGCAG